Bradysia coprophila is the source of this 4000-nucleotide messenger RNA. It is a transcript of the gene loh, whose product is annotated as thrombospondin type 1 domain containing lonely heart. Gene Ontology annotation, cellular component: extracellular matrix. Gene Ontology annotation, biological process: extracellular matrix organization. The record is from RefSeq and is a predicted model, not a curated record. Lineage: Eukaryota; Metazoa; Arthropoda; Insecta; Diptera; Sciaridae.
AGAAAUCGGUCGGGAUUUUGUUUGUUUCCGUUUUUAAAAUAAUUUUUUUGAACAAAAAAAAUUUCAUACGAGAAGCAUAAUAUGUUGAGAUAUAUGAGCGAUUAAGCAGAGUGGUUUUUUAAUACAGAAUAAUCAAGUGGUUCACAGUUUUACCAAUUGGACUAAGUUGCCAAAAUAUAGUAAAUUAGUUACUAGUGACUCGUCCAUAUCAACCGCGACCGUUUAAAUCAUAAACAAUUGUGCAUUCAAUAAACAAACAAAACCACAUACAAUUUCAAAUGGUAUUUAGUCACAGAUCAAUGAAUUUCAAUGUAACUGCUUAUGGAAUCAAAUUCGAUCUAAAUAAUAAAGGAGCGCCAGUCUAAAUAGAAAAUUUAUUUGAAAUCAUUUGCUAAAAAGAUUUGAUUGUCAUCCAUCAUCGUCACAUUAGGAUACGAUUUAAAAAAAAAACCUAAAUGCAAAGAGGAAAACUGUUCUACUUUCCGGAUGAAAUAUAAAUGUGAAAAUUUUUGUAUUUAAAUAAAAAUCUAAAUGGAUAUUGUUGUUGCUGGUUAAAAGUCGAUGAUAGUAUCGUAUAGUGUGUGCUUCUAGUUGACUAUACUAUAAAUCCAUUUAUCAAACAUUGUUUCGUAAUGAAGAACAGUCAUCUAUAUUUCGGUUUCGAUUUAUUCUACCAUUCGAAGCGUCAGACAUGUGAAUCAACAUAAUACGCGAAUGUAAAGUUCUUAUGAAUUUUUGGUCAUAAAACAUAUUCUAAUGAGAUACACUUGUACUUGAGUUGAAAAUAUUCCGAAAAAAUAAGGAGGAACAAUGCGGCUUAUGUGGCUUUUUGGCAUCAUCCUGAUUCAAGUCAUCGUUGUACGUUCAGAAUAUGCAAUACGCGAUCGUAUAAAAUUACACAAAGCAUGGCUGGAGAGACGAGCAAUGAUGAAGGCUCAGGACGGAGCGCACAACAACAACACACAAAAAUUAUAUUAUUUUAAUAAACUUCUAUCCAAUCUAAAACUAAAUUCAUCAAUAUCCAGCACGAAUUUUCUGAAAAAACACAAAAAAUUUCGCGCCCAACAAAAUGAAGUCAUCAUAGGCAAUGAUUCCUUGGCGGAUAGUUUUACACAGAACUCGACGAUAGCUCAAUCAGCAAUAUCGGAUGCAUCCGAAUACACUACAAAUUAUCCCAUAACGACCCCAUUCGAACUAACGUCGCCUGCAAUUAAUUCGGUGGAUACAACAUUAGUGAUUCCGCCCACACUGAAUGGCACCAAACAAGACAAGCCGAAAAAAGACAGACCCAUGAAGUCCAGACGGAAGCAAGUUAUUUGGGGCGCAUGGCAUCCGUGGAGUGAAUGUUCUCGGAGCUGUGGCAGCGGAGUGAUGUCACAACGUAGAGAUUGUAUAAGGUUGCUGCCAAACAAAAAUAGUUCCGGAAACAGUACGACUGCCACAGUUAUUAGCAAAGAAUGCAUCGGAUUGUCGAAACGUUAUCGUCUUUGUAAUGAACAGACUUGUCCCGAUCCGGAUGUUGAUUUCAGACAGCUUCAGUGUAUGGAAUUUAACAAUCAUACGUUUCAGGGUACACAAUAUGAAUGGGAAGCAUAUAUAAAAGACGAUGCUGAAUGUGAAUUAAAUUGCAAGCCCGUUGGUUUAAGUUAUUUUGCAACGUUAAAUGAUCGCGUCAUUGACGGCACUUCAUGCUUCAAACCGUCGGAAUAUUUGAAGCUUAGAAGGAAUCAUGCCGGGAAAGCCAUUUGUGUGGAUGGAAUUUGUAAGGUAAUUCACAGCAAUGGUGUCAUUACUGGAUCAUUUAUGAACAAUGGAGCUGUACGCUGUGGUGAUUUGAUAUGUCGUCCCAUAACCGGACUGUUUUCCAAGAAUCCAUUACCCUCUGGUUAUAUGCAUGUUGCAACCAUUCCAGCUGGAAGUUCGAAUAUUUCAAUUACAGAACUUAAGAAUAGCAUGAAUUUAUUGGCGCUGAGCUAUUCAGACGAUGAUAGAUCAAUUAUCAAUGGGGAACAUACGAUUUCCUCGAGCGGCAUAUACGAAGCAGCAGGUGCAACAUUUGACUAUCAACGCAUUGAUGGAAUCACAAACAAUUCUACUUCAAACUAUCGUAGACUGGAAGGUGUAACCGAGUGGAUUACUUGUACUGGAAGAAUUAACGAGGCCAUACAAUUGAAGGUUUUGUCCAAGGAUAAGAAUCCUGGCAUAAAAUAUGAAUAUUUACUGCCAAUAAACGGUAACUUUGAUUCCAACUCUGACGAAAACUACGAUUACACAUCAUCUGCCGAAACGGAAGCACCACUAACGACACUACCAGCAGCCACACAACGACACACCCUAAAGUCAGGUACCGUUACUGCUAACCCAAUGAAUGUAACACGCGAACGACGACGACGAAAAUUUAUGUGGAAAGUGGUUGACUUCCAUCCAUGCAAUAAAUCUUGUGGUGGUGGCAUCCAAACGCCCAUAUAUCAUUGCGUGAAAGAAGGACCGUCGAAACGAUUUGUUCCGAGACGAUGUGCUCAUCUUGCUAAGCCGAUUCUGAGUGACAGUGUUUUGAAAUGUAACACCCAACCAUGUCCGGCUUAUUGGAAAAUAUCAGAGUGGGGUACUUGUCAAUGCAUUCGUAAUAACGAGACUGGAUUCCAAAAGAGGGACAUCAAAUGUGUUCAAGAACUCGGUACUGGUAUGGUAAUUCAAAUUCCGAACGGAGCUUGUUUGGACGAUAGGCCCGACAGUCGACAGCCUUGCGACUGUCCACGAAGUAAACAAGAUUCGUACAAAUAUCGAGUAUCUCAAGGUGGUUUAAAUUCAAUUAAACAUCGAGGACAUCACUCAAAAAUUGCUAUUUUGAAUGAUGAGAACAACAACAACAUACCGAACCAACCCGAUGCAAUCUAUCGAAAUAAGAAAGCUGGUGUCUGGCUGACCUCUGAAUGGAUUGAACAAUGCACAACUGAAUGCGGUGAAGGUAUUCAAUACCGUUCAAUCUUCUGCGAUCGUUCACCACCCAAUACUGAGAGAUGCGACAUACGCUUCACUCCAGAAACAACAAGGCAAUGCACUGUAACGGAUAAGUGUGACGUUGGGGAGUGGUUUGUUGGAUCGUGGAGACAGUGCUCGGGCGAUUGUUUCAAUUUAACGCAAACACGCGGCGUUCAUUGCAUCAAAAAUGGAUUAAUUGUUGAUGAUUCGAAUUGUGUUGCCGAUUUAAAGCCUGUCGGUGCUCAGAAAUGUAAUAUAAGUCAGGUACCUGAAUGUGGUCCAAGCUGGCAUUACUCUGAUUGGUCGGAAUGCUCGAGACCAUGCGGCUCCGGAUUACAGAAACGAUCAAUCAAAUGUUUGAGCUACGGGCCGAACGGUGAGAUGAAGGAAUCCGAUAACUGCAAACAUAAGAAGCGAAAGCGUGCAUCCGAACCAUGCAACGUUCACAGUUGUGAUGCAACUACUGAGCCAACACCUGAUCCGCGUGUAGAUUUGAUACAAAAUGAUAUUGCCCCAGAAUGCAAAGAUGAACUACCAAACUGUCUAUUCGCGGUGAAACAACAACUGUGCAACUGGCCGUACAUCAAGGAACAAUGUUGUGAGACCUGUUUUUAUAAGUCGUAAAGCUUGUCAACAAACUCAUCUUUAUGGGAUAAACAAACACUAUUUUCACAAAAACAUUAUUUUUUUGCGAUGAAUAUUUUUUCUAUUCACAAAAUUGUUGAUCCAGCGUUGUGUAAAUGAAUAAGAAAUUCAAAAUAGUCCUGAGUCAAAAAGUGAGACGAAUCGAUAGAAAGUAUUAAUGUAGUGAAGGAAGAAGAAGAAAUUUUUAUUUAAAUAAAUUUAAAAAUUAAGUGCAAAGUAAAAUGCUGAUGUUAAUGACGAACUUAUUAAUUUAAAUUUGUAAUUAGCUUGUCCCACUAAUUUCUAAUAUAAAAAAAAUGAAUCCAAUUUAUGAGCAACAACCGAAAGCUACUGGAUUCAGAAGCUACACCACACUACUUUUAAGUAAAAUUCA